Molecule: messenger RNA, 2682 nt
Organism: Cololabis saira (Pacific saury)
Lineage: Eukaryota; Metazoa; Chordata; Actinopteri; Beloniformes; Belonidae
Gene: slc25a15b
Product: solute carrier family 25 member 15b
Exons: 8
Coding region: 389-1297 (302 amino acids)
Biological process (GO): mitochondrial L-ornithine transmembrane transport
Molecular function (GO): L-ornithine transmembrane transporter activity
Source: RefSeq, a predicted model, not a curated record
UUUCCUCUCUGCGGCGUCAUGAAUCAACCUUUGGUCACCCUCCACAUCCUCCUCCUAAAGUCUGACAUCCCUGCAGGCCGGUCUGAUUUACCUGGGAACACGGCCACAUGUUUGACUUUAGGCUUUAGGACAGCAGUGAGAUAAACUCCUCCACGGUCUCGCUGUGAAAGCCUGGCAUGGUCGUGGAUGAUGCAGCUCAGCGAGUCACCCAUUAUUUAACACACAGACAUCAAAGAUGCUUUAAUGCUCCAAGAUAAAUCCGACUCUGUCCUGAGAGGUUGAGAGGGCAGUCGCCUCCUCCAGCUCUUCUGGAUGGAUGCCAAGUCGUUCCUUGAGAAAAUCUAGUCUCUCCGGUAGCUGAGCGAGGGGAACCUCUUAUUUGACCAACAUGGCUCCACACCCGGUGGUCCAGGCCAUCAUUGACCUCUCCGCAGGAGCCAUCGGCGGCGCUGCGUGCGUCUUCAGCGGACAACCUCUGGAUACGGCCAAGGUCAAGAUGCAGACCUUCCCCACGAUGUACCGGGGUUUCAUCCACUGCGUGGCGUCCACCUACAAGCAGGUGGGCCUGCGCGGCCUCUACCGCGGCACCAGCCCGGCCCUGGUGGCCAACAUCGCCGAGAACUCGGUGCUCUUCAUGAGCUACGGCUUCUGCCAGCAGGUCAUCCGCUUCACGGCCGGGCUGCACGAAGAAGCCGUGCUGAGUGAUGUGCAGAAAGCCUGCGCCGGCUCGGUGGCCUCCAUCUUCUCCUCCAUGGUGCUCUGCCCCACUGAGCUCGUCAAGUGUCGGCUGCAGGCCAUGUACGAGAUGGAGGCGUCCGGAAAGAUCAGCAAGAGCCAGAACACCGUGUGGUCCGUGGUGAAGUCCAUCAUGAGGAACGACGGCGUGCCGGGCUUCUUCCAGGGCCUGACCACCACCAUCGCCCGGGAGGUGCCCGGCUACUUCUGCUUCUUCGGUGCUUACGAGCUCUGCCGCACCGCUUUUGCAGACUACAUGAAGUGCGGCAAGGACGACAUCGGUGUGGCCCCGAUCGUGUUCAGCGGGGGCUUCGGGGGAGCGUGUCUGUGGCUCGUGGUCUACCCCAUGGACUGCGUCAAGUCCCGCAUCCAGGUCAUGUCUAUGACGGGCAAGCAGGCGGGGUUUUUCAAGACCUUCAUGACCAUCGCUCGCGCCGAAGGUGUGAGGGCGCUGUACUCCGGCCUCACCCCCACCAUGAUCCGCACCUUCCCGGCCAACGGGGCCCUCUUCCUCGGCUACGAGGUCAGCAGGAAGCUCAUGAUGAAGCAGUUCGACGGCUGACCGCGUGAACACAGAUGUGGGAGCAGUGGACGGGAAGUGAUUCCAGGAAUCGGGAAGUGAUUCCAGGAAUCGGGAAGUGAUUCCUGCCCACGUCUGGAUUCCCUCUUUACCAUUACUUGAAACUGCCACACUAUCUUUUAAGACUACAGCACAAAAAAAACAAAAAACACAUUUUGAUAUAGUGUUAACAUUUAUCUUAAUCUAACAGCAAGUAUCUUUUUUAGAUAUGAACCUUGAUUGUUUUUAACACUCCAGAAAUUCUUUACCAGGAGAUGUAUGACAAUUCUUCAUACCGGUACAUAUACACAUAUAUCAUAUAUGUGUAUGUGUGUGUGUGUGUGUAUAUAUAUAUAUAUAUAUAUAUAUAUAUAUAUAUAUAUAUAUACACACACACCAUAUAUGAUUUCCUUGUUUUUGACGUUCUCAUGUCUGUUUUUCAAAUAUGAAAUCAUUUGCAGCUACAUAUCAACCUGAAUUAAAUCUUCCAUUUUUAUCUUUAUCUUUGUUAGAUAGAGAAAUAUUUUUAGCUCAAACCUUUUUAUUUGGUUUCAAAUUGAGCAGCUAUCGUGUUUAAAGCCAUUUCACUGAGGUCUUAAAGGUUUCUAAACGACAUCAAACCAGCAGGUAGCAGUGCCACCUCUGGCCACAAGGGGGCAGCAUAACCCAGCAGAGACACAGUGAAGUGCGCUUCUAGUGGAACAAAGCAGUAUUGCAGUACGUACCAGUCUGCCCCCACUGCUCAUUAGAACAGGGGUGUCGGACUCCAGUCCUCGAGGGCCGCAUUCCUGCAUGUUUCAGAUGUUUCCCUGCUUCAGCACACCGUGAUAAAAGUAGCUGUGACACCAACAGAGCUGUCCAGACCUUGAUGACAAGCUGGUGACGACCAUUCAUUUGAAUCAGGUGUGUUGAUGCAAGGAGACAUCUAAAACAUGCAGGAGUCCGACACCCCUGCAUUAGAACAAUAUUUUUCGUAACCCUUUUGUAAAGACAGCAGGUCAGGAGUGGUUUUAGAUUUGAGCCUAAUCUUGAGUUAAACUGAGCUGUUUUUGUUUUGCUGUGUUGAAUUUAACUUCCGUUGUUGUACCUCACUCCUCUGAAAUCUAGUUUUACACAUUUUGAAUUAGUCAAAUGUUCUUCUUUUCUGUAGAAGUGUUUGUUUACGUGAAGAAAUCAAAGAGAAAUGAUCAGCUGCCUUGUCCUGUGCCAUUCACACCGUGCACUCCAUGUGUGCAUUUCCUCUCUUUUUCAGUGCGGUUCAGUUUGACUUGUUCCUUUUCUCAUUUUUAUUUAUAGAAGUAGGUGUUUUGUUCAAAAAAGUGCUUUUAAAAUGAAAUGACUGGAAGUUGAUGACAUGAUUCAAGCUGCAUUAAAAAUGUUGUUGAUGA